AUGCCUGCCAAACACAAGAAGAAAAAUCUUCGUCAGAAACAGCAAAACUUCUCUGACAGCUCUGUGACAUCCAAUAUAGCUACAACCAAUUACCGCGAAAUCCAUCUGACUGAGGUGGAAGCUUUACGCUCAAUCUAUGGCGAUGACUUUGAAGAGGUUGAGCAUCGCAAGUCAGCAUGGCAUCAAUCUUCCGAUGUGAGCUUCAAGCUUAACCUUCGAGCUUCCUCAGCCCCAGACGUUCACCUCGAGCUCCUAGUAGAGCUUCCUACAACAUACCCUAAAACCCUUCCAAAUCUUUCGCUCGGAAACCUAGGAGAUUUUCGGGAAGGCGCCAGCUCUCAAAUCCAGGAAAUCAUUCGGACAAAACCGAAGUCACUUCUCGGGGCUGAGAUGAUCUUUGAAUUGGCAUUAGCUAUUCAAGAUAUCCUUGAAGUAGUUGCCCAAGCACGAGAGCAGGACAAAGAUCUCCCUAGCCUCGAAGAGGAACGAAUGGAACAAAAGGCUGCUGCCAAUCAGAGGGCUGAACUUGAAAAGCAAGAAGAACAGCGCAAAAUGGAUGCUGCAAAGGCGGCCGAAGAUCGUGUUAUAGAGAAACAACUCGAGGACAGAGCACGACAGCGCAAAGCCCGCAACAUGAGGCGUAAAAGUCGAGGUGGGGCGGAUUCGAUGAGUGCUUCCGAUGGCAUUGAAAAUACCCCUGGUGUAGUUUCUUUCGAUCUGCCCCUGACAGUUAAGGGUCAAGAUGAGCAGCUGCUUGUAUUUCGUGCUGUUCAUGGGAAAACGCUGCUGCAAACAAAACAGGGCAAGAAGACCUACACCGUGAGGCCUCUCAUCUUCGAGGAACGGGAUGUUCCACAGCUCCUUCUCAAAGAAAUCUGCCUGAAUGAGAGUAAUUCAGACUCUCUCCCAUUUCGAGGUGAAAUGAGAUCGAGUGAAGAUAAGUUGGAGGGCCUCAAGCGGCUUCGACAUCCCAACUUACUCGAAUUUGUGGGUUUCAAGAUAGCUCGUCCUAUCAGCCAUUCUCCAUCACCUGAAAACACCUGGGAGGUAUUCACACUCAUGGAAUUUGCAAACAAGGGAUCUCUCUCGGAGCUUCUUGAUAUUAUAGGCACCAUUGCGGUGGAUACACUCCGAAGCUGGAUGAUCCAACUUCUUGAGGCCUUGGAAUUUUACCAUCGCAGUGGAUUUGUUCAUGGUAACAUCCACUGUGGGCAAAUAAUGUUGUGCAGGACAAUUUCCGGAGAGACUAUAGUGAAAUUGGAAUCUAGUGUGGAAGGGUCACUGCCAGGCUUUCCAGGAGGAAGCCGUUCUUUGACUUCAUCCAAGUCGCCGCUAUGGCAUCCUCCAGAGCUGACUGAAGACAACGCUUCUCAAACCCUAAAGACCGAUGUAUGGAACCUUGGUGUGGUCAUGUUGCAGAUGGCAUUCGGGAAAGAUGUCUUGCUUCGAUACACUUCGGCAAACCAAUUAAUGGUGACUCUGGGUGUCUCCCCACCGUUGCAAGACUUGCUUGGAGAGUUCUUCCGCCCUGACCCGAGAAAACGCCCGACCGCGUUUCAACUUCAGCCAUCUGAGUUCUUUCGCGUGGAUACGCCAUUGACUAUGCGCGAAAGGGCGUCAAUUUCGGUGUCCAUAGCGAGACGACCGAGACUGGAUUCGUUUGGGGCAGCGGUGUUCUCGAGAUAUCAUCAAGAUUUUGAUGAGGCCGGCCAGCUAGGACGUGGUGGUUUUGGUCAAGUUGUCAAGGCUAGAAAUAAGCUCGAUGGCCGCUUCUACGCCGUCAAGAAAAUAUCUCAGGCUUCCGCUGCGGCCCUAAAAGAUACCCUCUCAGAAAUCAUGCUGUUGUCUCGAUUAAACAAUCCGUAUGUUGUCCGGUACUAUACUGCCUGGAUUGAGGAAGAUUUCACUUCCAUCAAUGAUGAUGCUAUUUCUUCCUCAGAAAGUGACACACUUAGUCACCAUGGGUUCAGCACGGGAGGUCUCGAUUUCAUUAGUUCCAGCGGGUACCCGAAAAUUGAAUUUGCUGCUUCUGAUAGCGAUGAUGAGGGUGAAGUGAUCUCAAAUGAAGGCCAUAAUGAAACCCCUGACACGUGGGGAUCCGGCAGUGGAGCAGACGACGAACUUAGUCGAGCAAGAUCCAGCUCCAAUAGUAGGCCUGUCUUGACUACACUGUAUAUCCAAAUGGAGUACUGCGAGAAGCAUACACUGCGGGACUUGAUCAAAAACGGACUGUGUGAUGAUAUUGAUCGUUCAUGGCGCCUGUUUCGCCAGAUUCUCGAUGGGUUAAGUCAUAUUCACAGCCAUGGUAUCAUUCACCGGGACCUGAAACCAGAUAAUAUUUUCAUCGAUGUUGCGAACAACCCUCGUAUCGGUGAUUUUGGCCUUGCUACUAGUGGGCAUUUCUCGACAGCAGUACGUUCUUCCGCCGCAGCAGACCUGGAAGGCAACUUCACUCGUAGUCUCGGGACAACAUAUUAUGUUGCACCAGAGAUGAAGUCGGGAUUCGCGGUGCAAUAUAAUGAGAAAGUCGAUAUGUUUUCUCUUGGCGUUAUUUUCUUCGAGAUGUGCUACCCACUACCGACAGGUAUGGAGCGAGAUCAAACUCUGCGAGCCAUCAGGGAGCCCAACCCUACUCUCCCUGACACUUUCCAACAGUCCGAAAAAGCUGUUCAAGGCCAGAUCAUCGAAUCCCUCUUAAAUCACACUCCAAGUGAACGUCCAACAGCUACUGAGCUUCUUUCCAGUGGCAAGAUUCCGCUCCAAAUUGAAGAGGAGACAUUUAGACGAGCUAUUGUGCACCUGCUAUCUGACCCUGAUUCCCCUGACUACAAGAAAAUUCUUUCUGCAAUUUUCUCCCAGUCCCCAAAAAAGUUUGAGGAUAUCGCUUGGGAUAUGGACUCUCGUGGUGCACCGGCAGCCAAUGAGCUCCUCAUUCAGGGCCUAGUGAGAGAGAAAUUGUCCUCAAUAUUCCGACGACAUGGCGCUGUGGAAUCAUCGAGACAAAUGCUUUUCCCCAGAUCUCAUCACUACUCUGGUGGCGCUGUGCGUCUGUUGGAUGUUUCUGGAAACCUCCUCCAGCUGCCAUUUGACCUUACUGUUCCGAAUGCGCGAGCCAUUCCCCGUCAAGAUCCUUCUCUAGAAAAGACCUUUGCGUUCGGAACAGUCUACAGAGAGUCUACUCAUGGCAGUGAGCCUCGGACCCAUCGUGAGGUUGAUUUUGACAUUGUAUCAUACAACACUUUAGACUUGGCGCUCAAGGAAGCGGAAGUUAUCAAGGUGCUUGAUGAGAUUAUCGAAGAGUUCCCACCUCUCCAAGCCUCUCCGAUGUGUUUCCUGGUCAAUCAUUCCGAUCUCCUGCAACUCAUCAUGGAGUUCUGUCGUAUUAAUUCUUCCCAAAUUCCACUAGUGAAGGAUGUCCUCAGCAAGUUGAAUAUUGGCAAAUGGACGAUGCAGAAGAUUCGCAGUGAGCUUCGGUCACCUGCAAUCGGUGUUGCCUCGACAGCUUUGGAUGAUCUUAGUCGAUUUGAUUUCAGAGACAACAUCAAGGAGACUCAACGCAGGUUACAAGUAAUAAUGGAAGGUACAGAACAGGCAGAGCGGAUCCCACCGAUAUUUGCUCGCUUGAAUAUGCUCAUGACCUACCUGCAAAGCUUCGGUGUGAAGCGGAAAGUUUACAUCAACCCUCUAAGCAGUUUACAGGAGAAGUUCUACCGAGGUAGCUUGCUGUUCCAGUGUGUUUUCGAUAGCAAGCAACGUGACGUAUUUGCAGCAGGUGGGCGAUAUGACGGGUUAAUCCAGGAAUUCUCACCAAAGGUCUUGUCCAGUCGACCACAAGCACACGCAGUCGGGUUCAACUUGAGCUCGGAUCGACUCGGCUCGUCCAUGGCCGAAUAUUUGAAGUCUAAAAAUUCACAAAGAGACUCCGAGACAGGUGCCGAGGCGUACUGGUCAACCCGCAGAUGUGAUGUUCUCGUCGCCAGUUUUGAUGCAACAGUUCUACGCACAAUAGGAGUGAGGAUCGUCGAAGAUCUUUGGGCGAACUCAAUCAGUGCUGAGCUUUCAGUGGACACCAUGUCUCUCGAAGAACUCUUGAUCAAGUACAAAUAUCACAACCACCGUUGGAUCGUGAUUGCAAAGCAAGAUAGCAAGGAGCGAGGCUACAAAGUGCGGAAUGUGGCCCGCAAAGAGGAGUUUGAUAUUCGCAGCUCAGAGCUUAUCCCAUGGCUUCGGUCUGAAGUGCAAGCCCGCCACCAUCGCGAGGGCACGUUUGACCCGCGCCAAUCCCGACAACCCGGCCAACAAGAUAUUCUACAGUCCCAAGACAAGGUCAACGAUGUCCGCAUCCUUGUCCCACAUCAUCGAAAUAAGAAGACAAACCGACGAAACAUCGUCGAAUCAGCUCUUCUACGUUCACACGAAGUCGCCGAACAUGCUCGUCACGGUCCUGUCGCUGCGAUUGACACUCGUGACGAGGUCCUAGAUGCUAUCCGAGAAACUAGACUCUCUGACCCCGAGAGCUGGCGUACUGUCAUCCAGAAUGCACCUCUUAAUGAACGCAAGUAUGUCAGUCAGCUGUAUGACCUGCUCACAGAUUUUGCAUCCGAGGCUCGCUCGAGCGAUACCACACAAACCUACACCAAUGCCUUCAUCUACAACUACCGUACUGGAUCUUGUGUUUAUUAUGACCUCGGCCCAUCCGACAAAUGA
Molecule: messenger RNA, 4707 nt
Organism: Penicillium taxi
Lineage: Eukaryota; Fungi; Ascomycota; Eurotiomycetes; Eurotiales; Aspergillaceae
Gene: cpcC
Product: putative protein kinase (Gcn2)
Exons: 7
Coding region: 1-4707 (1568 amino acids)
Biological process (GO): DNA damage checkpoint signaling; regulation of translational initiation by eIF2 alpha phosphorylation
Molecular function (GO): eukaryotic translation initiation factor 2alpha kinase activity; protein binding; ATP binding
Source: RefSeq, a predicted model, not a curated record